AUGCAGUGCAACUCGGGCCGCACAUUCAAUGAAGAUCUCCAGACCUGCCAAGACGAUUACACGUGCGCCGCCGAGCGAGAGUGCAACAACGGUGACUCGUACUCGUUGAAUUGCCAUACAUUUGCGAAGUGCAACAGUGGAACCUAUGAAUGGUACUCUUGCCCAAAAAUGACAUCGUGGAAUCGUUCGACGCAGACAUGCGAACAAGGCCGUUUCGACGUGCAAGCUGGUCAAUGCGUGACCGAUGGGCGGAUGCAGUGCGGAAAUGGCCACGAAUUGGCAUGCAAGCACGGCUCGUUCCUCGUUCCGCAACCAAACUGCGGCCGUUUCCUCCAAUGCAAAUUCGGGCAAUGGCAAGAAUUUGAAUGCCCUGAUAGUUAUACCUUCUCAAAAACGGCAGCAAAAUGCGUGCCCGGCAGCUGUGAGAACGGCCAAUAUGGGGAUGUGCAAUAUGAGGCCGGGGCGGAUUCAAAUGGGCAGUUUGGAAUCCCGACGAACACCAGCCUCCGGAGCCGCGAGCCAUCCGACGUUUAUCGACAGCCGAUUUCCGGUUCCUAUGGAGUGCCCAGUUUCCCGCAGCCACCAGCUCCUCCUCCAAGCUACGAAACGGCGCAGUGCCGUGACAAGGACCGUGUGGUGGACCCGAUCGACUGUACCCGAUUCCUCGAGUGUACACAGUACGGAAGAUACCGUAUGAUGGAAUGCCCGCCGAGGACGUUCUUUGAUCCAUUCUCGAGAAGCUGUAUUCAGGGAAUCUGCUGGGAAGGCGAGUGGCGCGAGGGGCGAUGCCCGAACAACCAGCCGUUCAUCAAUGGGCGAUGCGACACGGGCAAGGCGUGCCCCGGGUAUACAGACCCAUACACGCAACAGGACUGCCAAUCCGGCCAAGUACGCGCCCAUCCGAACAACAACCGAGCGUAUUGGGUGUGCGAUAUGGGGGGAUGGGUGCAGAGGGAAUGUCCGGAGAAGUCGUACUUUGAUUGGAAGACCUCUCGCUGCGUGUGGGACCAGCAGCUCGUCUACCCGGAACCCCCAGGCGAUUGGUGCUACCAGGGCCAAAAACGUGCGAUCGCUGGCCAGUGCGGACUCUUCGAGCUGUGCUACCAGGGCAAAUGGUACAAGCAGUCCUGCGAAUUCGGCAGCGGAUUCGCGGACGGGCGUUGCAUCCGUGGGCUGUGCGAGGGGAUGACCGUCGGUGGAGAAUGCACCCAACGAGAAGGCGUCGAGAACUAUCGACUUGAUCCGAUGUCCUGCGACCACUAUUACCAGUGCGCACCCUACGGCUGGCAACUAAUGCCAUGCGGCGCCGGGACCGUCUGGAAUCCCGAGAAGACGGUGUGCGACUGGCCUCGCGAAGUACCCUACUGCAAUGCCAAGGGGACAUACGAUUUUUGUUCAUUACAGAUACGCGCUACUGAACCCUACGAAAAGCCGACGCAAGAAUUGCUUGAAUUCUACGCUUUCUUCAAUAAAUUCGUUCUG
Mesorhabditis spiculigera is the source of this 1482-nucleotide messenger RNA. The record is from the annotation of a GenBank genome assembly. Lineage: Eukaryota; Metazoa; Nematoda; Chromadorea; Rhabditida; Rhabditidae.